This is a messenger RNA of Lactuca saligna, 468 nucleotides long. NCBI's taxonomy places the organism in Eukaryota, Viridiplantae, Streptophyta, Magnoliopsida, Asterales, Asteraceae. The record is from the annotation of a GenBank genome assembly.
AUGAUGAUGUUUAGGGCUAGAAGUCGUUGCAGACACAGUUCCGAAUGGUUGUAUCUUGUGGUUUUGGGGUUUAGGACGAACUGCAUUUACAAUCGAUAUCUAGGGGAGGAAAGCAGAGGUGAGAGUGUUGGAGAAGGAUUGGAGAUAGGAACUCCAUCAUCAACACCCCCUCAUUCUCUGACCACCGCCCCUCCUUCCCAUUAUGGCGUACACCUUUGCCCCUUUAUGUUUUCAGUGAUUACAUACACAACACAAGACUUUGAAACAAAACUGGAUUUCAAGCUCUAUUCUCAAACUUGCAAAUCGGAUCUCGCUUUGGGAGAUCGGAUCUUCAAACCUGCAAAUCCCACAUCUUCUUUGUCCAACAUAUUCCAACACCACAUCUAUUUCCAACAUCACUUCCACCCAUCAUUGUCACCACAACCUAUCAUCACUGCAACCUCCACCAUUGCACCUUAUGUUACCUGA